Messenger RNA from Arabis nemorensis, 735 nucleotides. The record is from the annotation of a GenBank genome assembly. NCBI's taxonomy places the organism in Eukaryota, Viridiplantae, Streptophyta, Magnoliopsida, Brassicales, Brassicaceae.
AUGGCGACUUUCUCUGGUUUAAACCUUCUCUUCUUCUCCUUCUUCAUAGCUUCAGGAGCAAUCUCCGUCGUGUCCGGCACCGUCUUCACGAUAAGGAACAACUGCAGAUUCACCGUCUGGCCGGGAAUUCUCACCGGACAAGGUGCACAACUCAGCGACGGUGGAUUCACCUUAUCACCAGGAGCUUCCGUCGCCAUAACCGCACCUGCGGGUUGGUCCGGCCGAAUAUGGGGACGAACCGGCUGCAACUUUGAUGGCUCCGGCUCCGGAUCAUGCCAAACCGGAGACUGCGGAAACAAACUAAAAUGCAACGGCGCCGGAGGGAAACCACCGGCAACACUCGCCGAGUUCACGAUCGGAACCGGCGGGGCUAAGGAUUUUUACGACGUGAGCCUCGUGGACGGUUACAACGUCAAGAUGGGAAUCACAACGCAAGGCGGUUCGGGCGAUUGUCAAAACGUUGGAUGCGUUUCCGACUUGAACGCGAUUUGUCCCAACGAUUUACGCGUUUCGAACGCGGGCAAUGUUGUGGCGUGUAAGAGUGCUUGCGAGGCGUUUGGUAAACCGGAGUAUUGUUGUACCGGUUCGUUCAGUACACCGCAGACUUGUCCGCCUACGAAUUACUCGAGGAUAUUUAAAGGAGCUUGUCCUAAAGCGUAUAGUUACGCGUACGACGAUGCUUCGAGCACUUUUACUUGUGCUAAUGCUAAUUACGCUAUUGUGUUUUGUCCCUAA